CUAAACGCACACUGGUCACACUGUGUUUUGAUGCCGAAGUGAAAAAAGCGAACGGAAAGUUGCGAGCGGAUAAAAUUGUUUUUUCGCACGCCAAAAAGGAGAAACAAAUGCUUGCGUUGUUGGCAAGCGGAUCGAGCAGAAGCAGCAGCAACAACAAACUGGCCGAAUCGGAAAACUCAGCGCAAAACUCCAACAACAUGAGUUGGGGCACCGAGCUAUGGGAUCAGAACGAGAAUCUAGCGAUACACACGAACAGAGGCAUCGAUGCUCUGGACAAGUUUGCCAACUUCUUGCGCGAUCGAGUGGCCAUAGAAACGGAAUAUGCCGGCAAAUUAAGGCGCCUAGUGAAAAACUACCAGCCCAAAAAGAAGGAGGAGGAAGACAAUGAAUUCACAUCGGUGCAAGCGUUCCGCAAUCUGCUCAAGGAGGUGGGCGAUCUGGCGGGACAGCGCGAGGUGGUGUCCGAGUCCCUCCAGCUGCAGAUCAUCGCGGGAGUGACGCUCCUGUCCAAGACAUUGCGCGAGGAUCGCAAGAAAUGCCUUAGCGAUGGUGCCACCCUGCAGCAGAACCUCACCGCACAGCUCUCCUCGCUGGACCGGGCCAAGCGGAACUACGAGAAGGCCUACCGCGACUCGGAGAAGGCGGUGGACAGCUACAAACGGGCGGACAUGGACCUCAAUCUCAGCCGGGCCGAGGUGGAGCGCUACAAGAACGUGAUGACGACCAAGAUUCAGCAGUCGGACGAUGCCAAGAACGAGUACGCCAAUCAGCUGCAGAAGACGAACAAUCUGCAGCAGCAGCACUUCAGCAUGCUGCUGCCCGCGGUACUCAAUCGAUUGCAGGAGCUGGACGAGAAGCGCACACGUGGCUUCAGGGAAUUCAUUGUGGGAGCGGCGGAUGUGGAGUCAUCGGUGGCGCCAAUCAUUGCCCGCUGCAUGGAGGGCAUCGUGAAGGCCGGCGAGUCCAUCAACGAAAAGGAGGAUACCUUCAAAGUCAUAGAAAGAUAUCAAUCUGGUUUCACGCCACCAAGGGACAUACCCUUCGAGGAUCUGUCCAAGUGCGAUCCGGAUUCCGUGCAGGACUCGCACUACAGCAACUCGACAUCGAACCACCUGACCAUUAGGGGCACGAUGAGUGCCAACAAACUGAAGAAACGCGUGGGCAUUUUCAACAUAUUCGGCAGCAACAAGAAUUCCCUGACUGCGGAUGGACAAAAGGAGGACUUCAGCGAUCUGCCACCAAACCAACGAAGAAAGAAACUGCAGGCGAAGAUCGCCGAACUGACACAAAACAUCGCCCAGGAAACAAAAGCACGGGAUGGCCUGAUGAAGAUGAAGAUCGUCUAUGAGGCGAACUCUUCGCUGGGCAAUCCCAUGACCGUCGAGGGACAACUGAACGAGUCGGAACACAAGUUGGAGAAGCUGAAAGUGGAUCUGAAGAAGUACCAGGGCUUCUUGGAGAAGGCCAGUCAAAUGCCGACGGCCACCAGCAGUCCACAGGCGACUCGAAAUCAAUUGCAAAACGGUCAUCGAACCUCUAGACAUUCCAAUGGCAGUGCCGAUGACCAUCAUGAUGAUGGCGACGACCAGCCCGAUGAUGCUGGCAGCUUAAGCAGGUCAGAUUCUGAGGAUAAUGUGGCGCAAAUACAAAAUGGGCAUAAUAAUAACAAUAACGGCAGUUCGGCAAGUCCCGAGAGUGGCCUUGGCACUUCGCACACAUCUCUGCCAGGAUCUGGACAGGGCAGCGCCAACGAAAAUGCGAUUGGCGAGGAUACCUACUAUGAAACGGAAGUGGAGACCCUUAAUCCAGUGGGAAAAUGUCGAGCCCUGUAUCCGUUUGAAGCCUCCAGCGAGGGAAGCAUACCCAUGAGUGAGGGCGAGGAACUGCAAGUGAUCGAGAUCGACCAAGGAGAUGGAUGGACGCGUGUGCGGCGGGAGAACAACUCCAAUGGCUGGGACGAGGGCUUUGUGCCCACGAGUUAUAUUGAGUGCACGCUCUAUGCUUAGGAUUAAGUUCAUUUUCGGGGCGGGCAAUCAGCCGGGCGGUUUUAAAUGUUACCUACUCAGCAAACUCUUGCGUAUGUUCGAUUGAUUUGUGUACUUUUGUCAUAACUUUGCGUUCUGUCGGACAGCCAUACCACACAAAACAUAGGAAACACAAACACACCUAACUUUCACACAACACUGUACAUUUGACCUAAGCUAAGUUCGAUUCAUUUACCCUUCGUAUGCUUUGUAUAUUUACUUUGAUUUUAAACGUCAUUGCUCUUAUGGUAGUGCAAGCUAUAUCAUACUAUAAAUACUAUAGUCAUAUGCACCUACGAGCAUACCUCACCUAAUUGUAAGCACCGCAACGUUUCCCUCUUCACAACAACAAUCAUGAUAACACCUAUUUAUAUACAUAUAUGGAACCAGAUUUAUAUGGCACUUGAAUACGUGAGAGCAUGAAAAGAAAAUCUAAAACUGACACUACGGCCGUUGGACAUUAAAAGUAAUCUUGUGAACACGUUCUCACGUGCAAUCCA
Molecule: messenger RNA, 2524 nt
Organism: Drosophila santomea
Lineage: Eukaryota; Metazoa; Arthropoda; Insecta; Diptera; Drosophilidae
Gene: Cip4
Product: formin-binding protein 1-like
Exons: 11
Coding region: 108-2006 (632 amino acids)
Biological process (GO): signal transduction
Molecular function (GO): protein binding
Source: RefSeq, a predicted model, not a curated record